AUGAAGAGUGGAGACUCAACCACAAUUGAAGUUGCCGAGCCAAGCAGCUCAUCAAAGGGAAAAUCAACCACAGUUUUGGUAGCAGCCCCAAAGGCCACAAAAAUGAAGAAAGGAUUGGCCAUAUUCGACUUCGUCCUAAGGCUUGGUGCCAUAAUUGCUGCUCUUGCGGCUGCAGCCACCAUGGGAACCAGUGAUGAAAGUCUUCCUUUCUUCACUCAGUUCUUCCAGUUCGAAGCUAGCUACGAUGACAUGCCAACCUUUCAGUUUUUCCUCAUAGCCAUGGCACUAGUGAGUGGAUACCUCGUCCUCUCUCUUCCAAUCUCCAUAGUCACCAUUGUUCGUCCCCAUGCAUCUGGACUCAAGCUCCUUCUUAUCAUUAUGGACACUGUGGCACUUACACUGGCCACUUCUGCCGCAGCUGCCGCCGCUGCCAUAGUUUACUUGGCUCACAAUGGAAAUGCUAGCUCGAACUGGCUGGCCAUAUGUAACCAGUUCACAGAUUUCUGCCAGAAUGUGAGUGGAGCUGUGGUGGCUGCCUUUGUCAGCGUUGCUGUCUUCAUAUUCUUGAUUCUGCUCUCUGCUUUGGCUAUCCGGAAGCAUUAA
Humulus lupulus (European hop) is the source of this 603-nucleotide messenger RNA. RefSeq names its product casparian strip membrane protein 1-like. The record is from RefSeq and is a predicted model, not a curated record. The transcript is spliced from 3 exons. The coding region runs from base 1 to 603 and encodes 200 amino acids. Lineage: Eukaryota; Viridiplantae; Streptophyta; Magnoliopsida; Rosales; Cannabaceae.